AGGUGCGGUUGGAAGAGAAAUCUCAACUUUGUUGACGCUCCAUCCUCGGAUUCUCAUUUGGUUCCACCGGCCACUGAUUCAUCUCAAAUUUAUCCUCUCCGUGAGACUGGCACUGACAGCGACGGCUCCACCGUGAGUUCCCGGAAUCUGCGGCCUCUCUGGUCACCCACAUUCUCCUUCUUCUUCACGAUUUAUGGCCGCUGGCCGGUGCUGAGUCGCCGUUGUUGUGUUACUGUUUCAUCUAGGUCCAUUCCUCGGUAUUCAUUUCCACAUUUCUACGUUCGUGCACGAGGCUUUAAGACGACGAAAAUCGCAGCAGAGUAGCAGAGGAUUCGGAUCAGACCAAACAGCAGAAACGAAAGGAAAAACGAGAUAUUAAAAACGACGGCGUUUGGAGGAUCCAAUCCAUUUCUCGAGCAAGUUGGCCAUUGCAUUCGAUAUCUUAACCGCAUCGCUGUACCGAACGGACGCAUCGUUUUCGGGAGCGGUUUUCUGAAAGGACAGACGAUUCGACAUCCUGAAAAUGUGCGAAGCACGAGCCCAAUGACUUGGGUAUCUACAAUUAUGGAUUGAUAUAGACUGAAUCAAGGUGGUGGCCUGUUGGGCUGGGAGAAGGUUUGGCUACAUUGAGAAAUGGGGACGGUUGCCGGAGAGGAGUUGAUGAACUUGGAGAAAAUGCAGGAAAUAAAUGCCCGUGAAGAGAAAAUUCUUGUAUUAGUAAGGUUGAGACCUUUGAAUGAGAAGGAGAUUAUUAUGAAUGAAGCAGUGGAUUGGGAGUGCAUCAAUGAUACUAGUAUCUUGUACCGGAAUACCUUACGGGAGGGGUCCACAUUUCCAAGUGCCUAUACUUUUGAUAGAGUAUUUGGAGGUGAUUGCUCCACAAAGCAGGUGUACGAGGAAGGAGCCAAAGAAAUUGCAUUUUCUGUAGUCAGUGGUAUCAACUCGAGUAUUUUUGCAUAUGGUCAAACAAGCAGUGGAAAGACAUACACCAUGAACGGAAUUCUUGAACAUUCAGUGUCAGAUAUAUUUGAUUACAUUAGAAAGGUGAGUUAAUAUUGCUCUAUUCUGAGUUCUCUGACUGUCUGUUUGUUUUCUUUUCCUCAAAACNAAAAAAAAAAAAAAAAACUCUAUUGUUUUCCUAUUUUUGCAUUUCCCACAGUUUUUGGUUAUCAACAGCGAGGGACUGUUGUGGAGAAAGUCACUGAGGAAACUUUGAGGGACUGGAACCAUUUAAAGGAGCUCAUUUCAAUGUGUGAAGCUCAACGACGGAUUGGAGAGACCUCGCUGAAUGAGAAAAGUUCUAGAUCUCAUCAAAUUAUUAAAUUGACAAUUGAAAGUUCUGCUCGAGAGUUUUUAGGAAAAGACAAUUCAACCACCCUUGCUGCUAGUGUGAAUUUUAUUGAUUUAGCUGGGAGUGAACGUGCAGCUCAAGCAUUAUCAGCAGGGGCGAGAUUGAAAGAAGGCUGCCACAUAAAUCGCAGUUUACUGACUCUCGGUACUGUUAUUCGCAAAUUAAGCAAAGGAAGAAAUGGUCAUAUCAAUUACAGAGAUUCUAAGCUGACGCGAAUAUUGCAGCCCUGCUUAGGUGGCAAUGCUAGAACAGCCGUCAUCUGUACAUUGAGCCCUGCAAGAACUCACGUUGAACAAACUAGAAACACUCUCUUGUUUGCUUGUUGUGCAAAAGAGGUGACUACAAAAGCACAAGUCAACGUGGUCAUGUCUCAGAAGGCUUUGGUUAAGCAUUUGCAGAAAGAGGUAGCCAGAUUGGAGAGUGAGUUGAGAACCCCUGCCCCUAUUUCAUCCAGUUCUGAAUAUGCAGCCUUACUUAAAAAGAAAGAUCUACAAAUUGAGAAGAUGGCGAAGGAGAUUAGAGAGCUCACAAAGCAAAGAGAUCUCGCUCAAUCCCGGAUUGAAGAUUUACUUCGUAUGGUUGGACAUGAUGAUGUCGUGAGAAAGGAUAUCGAAAGUAGUUAUUCCAAAUUGCAAGCGAGGGAUGCUUUAGAGGAUGAAGGUUCACCAUCAGAAACUUCAAGUGUGGCUGAUUUUCGUGAUAGAGAUAUGGGUGUAAAAUCCUUCAACAAUCCUCAUUAUUAUGAUGGAGACAGUGAUGAUGGAAAGAGGUUUCUUGACUCUUACUCCGGUCACAGUCCAAUGACAUCAACCGCUCUUGCAAUAGUCGAAGAUUCCGAUGACUGCAAGGAAGUUCAAUGUAUUGAAAUGGGGGAGUCAAUCAGGGAUGAUAACUUGUCACCGCUUGCUGCCAAUAACGGUGAAUUUAGAGGAAAUGGUCAUGAAAUGAUAUCAACCCCUGUGAAAGGGAAUAGAGAAGCACAUCAAAUUCAAAAUAAUUCAGCAAAUGAUCAACCGGAGCAAAGACUCCAUAAUGUAAGAAGGACAGAAAUUAAUUCUAUGUUCAGUCCUUACCGCGACCAUGCAUGUUCAAAGGUUACUGCUGAUAUGUCAAGCUCCAGAAGCUUGAAGCUAGCCAGAAGCUGGAGUUGUAGAGCCAAUCUCUCGACUGAUUUAUCACCUGGUAGAGGAGAAACCACCCCUCCUCAUGGAUUUGACCAAAGAUUUCCUGGAAGACCUGAAGGUUUUGAACGGAAACUCUCACAAUUAGUCUUUGAUGACAGCCUCCGGAGGCUUGAUUCUCAGUCUUCUAUAGGAAGUGCUCGGAGCAUCAAAACUUCGGCAGAUGAAGACGUUACUCGCUUAGACGCCUUUGUUGCCGGAUUGAAGAAAAUGACCAACUUAGAGUAUGGGAAAGAACUUGCUGAUGGACAGUUUCUGAAGGAUGGCCACGAAUUGGAUCUCUUAAAGGCUUCAAAUGGUGCUGGAGGGGGAGAGACAUUGCAAGAUGCUGCACUAGUCACAUCCGAUUGGAACCAAGAAUUUCAGAGGCUGCGGAGGAUGAUAGUUGAACUUUGGCAAACUUGCAACGUCUCGAUAGUCCACAGAACUUACUUUUUCUUGCUCUUCCAAGGUGAUCCUACCGAUUCCAUUUACAUGGAAGUGGAGAUUAGGAGACUGACUUUUAUGAAGCAAUCAUUUUAUUACGGCAAUGAAGCUAUGGAAGAUGGCCGGAAAGUUUCUUUUGCUUCAAGUGUGAGAGAUCUUCGUCGCGAGAGAGAAACAUUGAGUAAGUUAAUGCGGAAACGAUUCUCAGAAGAAGAGAGAAAGAGACUCUUCCAGCAAUGGGGAAUCUUGUUGAGUUCAAAACGCCGAAGGCUGCAGCUCAUCAACUGCUUGUGGAGCGACUCGAAGAACAUGAACCAUGUAACAGAGAGUGCAGCCAUUGUUGCGAAGCUUGUGAAGUUUGCUGAACAAGGACAGGUUCUCAAGGGGAACUUUGGUCUCAGCUUCAUCACACCUCCACUGAAAAGUAGAAGAACAUAUAGCUGGAAGAACAGUAGGAGUUCUCUUCCGUGACCUGAGCUGCUGCACAUAUAAUAACGCUACUGAAGUUAUCAUAUCAUUCGUAUUUUUGUUACUGGUAAUCAAUAUAGUUAUGUAAGAAACUAAAGCUUCAUUAAUUUUGUAAUAGGGCUGUAUAAAUCCCUUUGUAAUCUUGCUUGAUCUAGGAAGUUAAUUUAGAUUAGGCUGAUUGAUUUAGCUUUUGUUGUUGUGUAUUUUGUGAAACUCGAAACAUUAUAAUUGUCACGUUUUUCAUUUCU
Molecule: messenger RNA, 3674 nt
Organism: Cucurbita maxima (winter squash)
Lineage: Eukaryota; Viridiplantae; Streptophyta; Magnoliopsida; Cucurbitales; Cucurbitaceae
Product: kinesin-like protein KIN-7E
Exons: 16
Biological process (GO): microtubule-based movement
Molecular function (GO): microtubule binding; ATP binding; microtubule motor activity
Source: RefSeq, a predicted model, not a curated record